Molecule: messenger RNA, 4224 nt
Organism: Closterium sp. NIES-65
Lineage: Eukaryota; Viridiplantae; Streptophyta; Zygnematophyceae; Desmidiales; Closteriaceae
Source: the annotation of a GenBank genome assembly
AUGGAACCCUUACGCCCGCUCUCCCCGCACUUCCGGUUCUCCCCGCACUUCCCGUUUUCCCCGCACUUCCCCGUUCUCCCCGCUCUUCCCGCUCUCUCCGCUCUUCCCGCUCUCCCCGCUCUCCCCGCUCUUCACACCGAUUUCCGGCCGGGGCCCUCUCCAAAGUUGCUGAAACGAACGAUUGCAACGAUCGCCACAAUGAGGGCCUCGCUCCCUCCCACCUGUAUGAAGAAGUGUUUUGAGACGUCUCAAAACCCUUUCUUCCUUCCUCUUUCCCGUGUCAGGUCGUUGGGACGAAUGGUUGCAACGAUCGCCAGAAUGAGGGCCUCGCUCCCUCCCACCUGCCUCCUCCUCCUUCUCCUCCUCGCCAUCGCCCUAACCACGCCUCUCCACACCACCACCGCCGCCGCCGCUACCGGUAAAGGCGAGUGCUGGCGGGAGAAAAAAGAUCUGGAGGAGUGCAGAGCGGUGGAGAAGGUUGCGGCGGAGCGGAAGGAGGCGAUGGAGAUCAAGGCGAAUGCGACGGAGGAGGCGGCGCACAAGGGGCGGGACAGGAUGUUUGAGUGCAAGGAGAAGGUCGACCAGGACAAGGAGGCGUGGCAGAACGAGAAGAGUGAAAUCAGUAAGGCCUUCUCUUCCUGUCUUGAACUGGUUCUCAAUCCGGACCUCACUCUUGCUGCACUCAGUCCGGACCUCACUCUUGCUGCACUCAGUCCGGACCUCACUCUUGCUGCACUCAGUCCGGACCUCACUCUUGCUGCACUCAGUCCGGACCUCACUCUUGCUGCACUCAGUCCGGACCUCACUCUUGCUGCACUCAGUCCGGACCUCACUCUUGCUGCACUCAGUCCGGACCUCACUCUUGCUGCACUCAGUCCGGACCUCACUCUUGCUGCACUCAGUCCGGACCUCACUCUUGCUGCACUCAGUCCGGACCUCACUCUUGCUGCACUCAGUCCGGACCUCACUCUUGCUGCACUCAGUCCGGACCUCACUCUUGCUGCACUCAGUCCGGACCUCACUCUUGCUGCACUCAGUCCGGACCUUAGUUCGGAAAGACGCUGGAGGGACGCAGCGUCCUGCCAUCUCGCCGUUUGGGAUGACGCGAACGUGCGGCGCGAUGGUGGAGUUGUGUGCGCGGAUGUUCCUAAGCGCGUUUCCGACGCCAUUCGCAACACGAAGGAAACGAAGAAGACGGCGCGUAAAGAUAAGGAGAGGGCUAUGGAGGAGGCGCUCACGUCGGUGGGCGGCCAAGGCGGAGCGGGUCCGAAGGCAAAGAAGGGGCGGAUGGAGCAUUGGUAUGGCGAGGGGGGGAUGUCGGCGAAGCGUGCGGCUGACGAUGCGAUUUGCCUCUUCGUCGCGGGGACGCGCUCGGCGGAGGUCAUUAGCGAGCACCCCCUCUUCCUCAACAUGUUGCGCGCCGUUAGCGCCGCCGGUGCCGGCUACGUUCCGCCCAAGGUGGGCUACGUUGGAGGCGCCGGGUUGCUGGCGUGCAAGCAGCAGAUUGAGAAGGGUUUGUCGCCCAUUACGAAGUCGUGGAAGGAGACCGGCGUGACGAUCGCGAGCGAUAUGAUGAAGGACAAGAGCGGGCGCGCGCAGAUGAACGUCGUCUUCAUCAACGCCAGUGGAGCGGUUUUCCAGGAGGCGUUCGACUGCAAGGCGGAGACCAAGACUGGGGCGUUCAUCGUGAGCGUCCUGCAGCCGCUGAUCGAGAAGCUUGGACCGGAGCACGUCGUCGCGAUUUGCACGGACGGCGGCAGCAACUACGUGUCCGCCGGCAAGCUGCUGCAGAAGAAGUACCCGCACUUGGAGUUCGUCCCCUGCGCCACCCACGUGCUCGACCUGCUGUUGGAGGACUUCGGCGGCAUGGAUUGGGCGCAGGAGGUCGUGUCAGUUGCCACCGACAUGAUCACGUUCCUGCGCAGCCACACGUGGACGCGUGCCUUCCUCCGGUGUCCCGAGCUGCACGGCGAGAAGAAGUCGCUGCAGCCGCUGCGACCGGCGGGCACACGCUUUGGGACGCAGUACAUUGCCGUUUCCCGCCUUAAGGAGAUUCGCCAGCACCUGGUGAACAUGGUGACGCACACGGACUGGGCCGAGAAGGGGAGGAAGCAGCAGACUGGAACUACUUUUGAGAAGGCGGUGAUGGAUGUGGAGUGGUGGGGCAAGGUGGACACCUUCGUCAUGGUGAUGGAGCUGCCGUACAAGUUGAUGAGGAAGACGGAUGGGCCAGCGAAGGGGAAGAUGGGAGCAUUGUACGACAUGAUGCUGCAGCUGACGGUGGACCUGACGGAGCUGUUGGAGAGGGCGGAUUGUAAGCUUAAGGAGUCGGAGAAGGAGGAUUUGCUGGAGCAUUUGAGGAGGCGAUGGGAUGAGAGUCUGGCCUGCCCUCUUCACGUGGUAGGCCGGAUUCUUAACCCGGUCAACCAGGAGGAGGGGAUAUACCUUAAGGACAGGGAGUGCACCAGGGUGAUGAAGGCGUGGCUGCAACGCUCGAGGGUCUUCGUCGACAAGUAUUGGAAGAAGGACGGCGAGCGGGAGGGAACGAUGUUGGCGCUGCAGGAGGGGAUGCUGGCGUACAUUGAGGGCAAGGGGGGGUUUGGGUCGGAGGAGGCGGUAGCGGGCCGUGCGCAGCUGAAAGAGGGGAAGGGGGACAUGGCGGCGUGGUGGAAGGUGAAUGGCUGGGAGUACCCUGAACUGGCAGGCCUUGCGCAGCGUGCUGUGUCACAGGCCGUUUCCGCCUCUCCAUGCGAGCGGGGAUGGUCUGUGUGGGAUGGGGUGCACACGGCGCGCAGGAACAGGCUUGGGUCGGAGAAGGUGCGCGACCUAGUGUUCGUGGCGCACAACUGGCCGGUUGUGCACGGCCACCACCAGGCCGCAGCUGGUGGAGCAGGGCCAAGUGGGGGAGUGAGGAGGGCGGGGGUGGUGGAGGGUAACAUUCCCACCCCUCCCCUCCCCGAGGGAUACAAGUUGGAGGAGGACGGGGAGAGGGAGGUGGACGAGGACGACCCGGCAGUCGACGAGUCCAGUCCGGACCUCACUCUUGCUGCACUCAGUCCGGACCUCACUCUUGCUGCACUCAGUCCGGACCUCACUCUUGCUGCACUCAGUCCGGACCUCACUCUUGCUGCACUCAGUCCGGACCUCACUCUUGCUGCACUCAGUCCGGACCUCACUCUUGCUGCACUCAGUCCGGACCUCACUCUUGCUGCACUCAGUCCGGACCUCACUCUUGCUGCACUCAGUCCGGACCUCACUCUUGCUGCACUCAGUCCGGACCUCACUCUUGCUGCACUCAGUCCGGACCUCACUCUUGCUGCACUCAGUCCGGACCUCACUCUUGCUGCACUCAGUCCGGACCUCACUCUUGCUGCACUCAGUCCGGACCUCACUCUUGCUGCACUCAGUCCGGACCUCACUCUUGCUGCACUCAGUCCGGACCUCACUCUUGCUGCACUCAGUCCGGACCUCACUCUUGCUGCACUCAGUCCGGACCUCACUCUUGCUGCACUCAGUCCGGACCUCACUCUUGCUGCACUCAGUCCGGACCUCACUCUUGCUGCACUCAGUCCGGACCUCACUCUUGCUGCACUCAGUCCGGACCUCACUCUUGCUGCACUCAGUCCGGACCUCACUCUUGCUGCACUCAGUCCGGACCUCACUCUUGCUGCACUCAGUCCGGACCUCACUCUUGCUGCACUCAGUCCGGACCUCACUCUUGCUGCACUCAGUCCGGACCUCACUCUUGCUGCACUCAGUCCGGACCUCACUCUUGCUGCACUCAGUCCGGACCUCACUCUUGCUGCACUCAGUCCGGACCUCACUCUUGCUGCACUCAGUCCGGACCUCACUCUUGCUGCACUCAGUCCGGACCUCACUCUUGCUGCACUCAGUCCGGACCUCACUCUUGCUGCACUCAGUCCGGACCUCACUCUUGCUGCACUCAGUCCGGACCUCACUCUUGCUGCACUCAGUCCGGACCUCACUCUUGCUGCACUCAGUCCGGACCUCACUCUUGCUGCACUCAGUCCGGACCUCACUCUUGCUGCACUCAGUCCGGACCUCACUCUUGCUGCACUCAGUCCGGACCUCACUCUUGCUGCACUCAGUCCGGACCUCACUCUUGCUGCACUCAGUCCGGACCUCACUCUUGCUGCACUCAGUCCGGACCUCACUCUUGCUGCACAAUCACAAGUGCAUGUUUUCCCUCACUCCGCACAGUAA